Messenger RNA from Caenorhabditis auriculariae, 5331 nucleotides. NCBI's taxonomy places the organism in Eukaryota, Metazoa, Nematoda, Chromadorea, Rhabditida, Rhabditidae. The record is from the annotation of a GenBank genome assembly.
AUGUCACAACCCGAGGUGAUUCUUUCCUUUUUUUUUAUCAAAUAAUAGUUAUUAGUAUCAUUUUUCUGCGGUAUUUGAUGGUUCACUCUCGUCGUAAUAUAUAAGUUACCUAUAUUUUGACGGCUAAACCUCAUCUUUUUCAAACUUAGACUUGUUCAGGAACUAAAAAAGUAUCAAAUCACACGAAUAAUCCAUCUUUUUCCAGAUAAACGACCACGGAUUCACAGCCUUCGUGAUCUGUGCUAUAAUAUCCGUGACGACGAUUUUCCUUCACAUUGGAAUUCCCUUCAUUUUCCACAAUUUUCUGUCCCUCGCCAUUGUCGGCGGCUUGGUUGCCUUGCUGGGAGGCAAAAAUAUACUCGAAAAGCUGCCGAUCUUCUUGGAAUUCCUGAAGGCCGGUUUGGAAAACCUGAGGGCACAUCCUUCGAAAAACACGGCUCCAGCCUUCGUAUUGCUAGUUUCCUCCGCAUUUAGGUCGGUUUUUCUUUUUUAUCGUCUUUUAAAAAUUACAGUUUGUCAUAAUUUAGUUAAAUUUCGUUUAAUUAUGUCCUUUUGGUUUGUUAAGAAUAUUUCCAAGUUUCUGUGACCCCAUCGGCGAGGGAAAAAGAGCCCAGACAAGUCAGAAUCUCCCUAGCCGUAGUGUUCUCUAACAUGAGCAAUGAAAUCUUAGAAAAGAUAAUUUUAAAAAAAUGGAAAUUUGCAGUGUCCUGCGCAUUCUGUGGAACUUCAGCUCCGUCGAAAGAAUGAACUAUUUUUUUGGAAUUGGACUUCUUUUUGUAUUUGUGAGCUUCGGCUGGGCCGCCGUCUUUUAUAUUCCAAUCAUGUCAAUUUUUCUCAUAUUUUUGAAAAGAUUCAUCAAAUACGAUACCGAAAAGGAAGUUAUCGAUUAUUCUCUAUCGAAAUCCAAAGAUGCCUGGAUCGCCGUAUUUUCCAGAUUCUUCAAGAAAGAGCCAACGUUAACUUCUUCUUAUGGGAGGAAAAAAAUUAAGUAAGGCUUUGAAAGUCUGAGAAAAUUACUUGUAUCACGUUUCAUCCGAGUUUUUCAAUUGUUAUCCAAUAUCACUUUAUUUCGUUUUUGAAGCUGAGAAAGGCCUUCUCGAUUUUAAAACAUUUUUUUGUUAUACAUUUUCUAAAUUUUUCUACUUCAUUGUUUUUUCUGUUAUACUUUUUCCAUCUGAAAUCUUGACUUACACACAUAUUUGCACAUAAAGUUGAUUUUCCCGCCUUCUUUUUCCCAUUCAAUUACACGUUCAAUUCGUGACGCCCACUAUUUUUGUACUAAUCAGAUUUUCUAGACCUUGAUGUCAAUUUGCAGGCUUGGAAAAUGACCGAGGAUGAUCGAGAACGAACUCGACGCCUCGAACUCGAAAAUGCCAGUCUGAAAGUGCUCGCGGCUUCGGAAAAGCUGAGGCUAGAAGAAGAAAAGCUUCGCGAAGUUUCUCGACUGAAAAAUCUUCACAGAGCGCGGGAGAUCGCUGCCAAGUCAGUUUUUCUUUUAAACAGCCUUAUCGAAAAAUCUACUCGGGCCCGUUUCUGAGCAUUUCUAGGGAUCAUUUUAGCGGCUUCAGAACUUUUAAGUGAUCCCUAGAAUGGCUCAAGAACGUCCCGAGGCCCUAGUUUGCAUCGAAAAUCAAAUGGAAUCUCCAAAAAUAAACAUUUUUCUUAACAUUUUUUAAAAUUUCUCUUUGUGCUCUUUAAACUCGUAAUUUUAGUUCUUUCAAAAAUAUUUUACUUUUAGAAAACAAAUUUUAACUAUGGAGCUCGAAACGAGGACCAAAAUCGCCAUCACUGAAAAAUUAAAGUCACUCGAAUUUACUCAAAAUUCAAUCAGCGAGGACUGCUUGGAAAUAAUAAAAGUACGUUUCCGAUUUUAAAAUGAAUUUUAAAGGAUAAUUACAGCAAAACGCGAAAAAUGACAGCAGCGACAUUAAGAAGGUAACUUUUCAUUAGAAAAUUCUGCGUAAAACUGAGAAAUUCAGGCCGAAAGAGUCUUGGAACAUCUCGAAAGCUCCAAAAAUUACAUGGAAGAAAUCGUUGAAGCCGUUUCCAGUGCUAGAAUUCCGCCCCUACCAAGUUAUCAGGCGAUUUUUUUAUUCAAUUGUUUUUGACCUAAAUUUUCUGGCUUAGGAAAAAUUGGAUGACUACCGAGAAUCAAUCGACCAGAUGAUUAAAGUCAUCGAUCAAGUUCUGGUGAAUCUUGAAAAAUUAAACAUUUUCCAUAAAUCCUCCAAAAAGGAAUUGCGAGCUUAUUUGCACAAUUUUUUGAUAACGAAGUAAAAAAAAACUUCAAAUAACCCUUAAAUUAAUUGUUUUGCAAUCUAAAGGUCACUUUUUUCAGAUGAAUGAGAAAUCCGCCUUUGACGCGUUGAUAUCCCAAAGGAAAAGCUUAGAAAAAGCUUCCAACGACUUUUCGGAAGAAGUUUAUCAAUUUCAACAUUCCCUCGCAAAUGGUUCAUCAUCGAAUAAUAAUUAUAUUGAGGUAAGCUUCAUAAAAAUGAUCUGAACUUCGGAAAAAGAAGAAAAAAAAAAUGAUGGAAUGUUCGUUUCUCAACCUAAUCGACAACGCAGGAAAAUCAAAAACUUCAUUCUAUAAAAAAAAAUACUCAAACCAUUAUUUAUUUUCCUUUUUAAAAAGUAGCUGUCUGAAAAAUUCAACUUUUUUUUCUUUUUCUGAGCUUGUUCAGUUAUGAACUUUAUUAAUCGGCAAAAUUUGUAUGAGCAAUUUUCCAAAAUUGAAUUUCCAGAGCUUCGUCAAUCGCCUGGCCCUCCCCGACGUCGUUCGAUCCGAGCAAGUUCAAAAACGAAUUUGGAGUUUUCUACUGAAUUUAUCCGUUUUUCUCCCCUUCAUUCCAAAAAUUCUACUGUUUCUCUUGUAUAAUCCAAUGUUUUGCCUCGGUUUCUGUGUUGUUUCAAUUUUGAUAUUGAAAAGUUUGCCCGAACAGAAUCGUGAAUCGAUCGAUAACAGUUUCAUUACAUUUCUGACAUCUUUCAAACAUUCCUAUCCAUUAUUGGAAUCAAUAUUCCUUCGUUGUUUUCCUAAAUUGCACAAAGAAUCCGUCAAAGUCGCUAUUUCUCUAUGCCUUACCCUUCAAUUUUUCUAUUUUUUACUACAAUUUUUGUGAAAUUUCUGAGUUUUUCAGGCCCUAACAUCGAAGAAAAGAAAAUAGACUAUAUCCAUCUCAUUUUAUCAUUUCAAAACUGUUCUUUCUUGAAGAUACGGUUGCUUUUCAUGCUCGGAAAGAGUAAAACAGGUUAAUAAAAGUUCUUUUUUCCUGUGUUUUUCUCUUUUUAUAUCAUAAGUUUUGUGCUUUAUAUUUACUUCAACCGCCUGUUUUUUUGAAAAAAACUUUCAUAUCUUUAAAAUUAAGUUCAAUCAAAGAACUAACCUCUGAGCUUUUUUUUAAAUCACCAGAACAAAAAAAUCGGUAAACGAACGCCCUGAAAAAAACAGAAACUACAAUUUUGGAAAAAAAUCAAAUUUUAAACGAGAAAGACACAUUUUUUUCGAAGGAAAAAGCUUAUUAAUUUAGUGAAAUAAAUUUAUUGAAACAUUUAGAAAAUGGGGAUUUGGAAACUGUUAGAAGAAAAAUAUUUAAAAAACAGUAUCUGAAAAAAAGUCCAAUCAAAACUUCGAUUGAGAAAAGGCGAAGCUAAAAAGACGCCAAUCUCCCCACUCUGGCGCAAUUUACGUCUAAACCCAAAAAAAGUCUGAUAAAAUCACAUAAAUCUUUUAAAAAACUUGUUGAGCUAAAAUUUUUUGAAUCUUCAUGGGUAGUCUUGUUUAUGCUGAUCUUGUUCUCUCCAUGAUUAUUUAAAAACAUGAAAAAGAGUUGAAAAUUAAUGUCAGGUGCAGAUUUUGGUCCUCAAAAUCCCGAGAAACCUUCGACUUCCAUCAUGGUCCGGUCAAGAAGCUCUCAAUUAUAUACAGAAGCCUCUUCGAGUUUGUUAUUUUUUAUAAAUUCAGAAAGGAGGGGAAAACUUUCAGGAUCGGAUUACAUCGAGGAGCAAAGUCAAGAUGGUUUCGACGAAGAAUUCGAAGAAUUUCGUUACAGACCAAUCCGAAGUUAUUCUUCAAGGAAAACUGUGAGUUUUUUCAGAUGAUAUAGCCUGUGUACCGCGACUUGGAAUUUCACGGAACGACAUUCCGCUGUGCCGCUGUACGCAUUUGCGAACCUUGGUCGCGCUUUAAAUUUUCUUUUUCUCUUUUUAAGGUGCUCUGCUUUCAUGUGCUCCCACAGCAAUCACAAUCAAUUGAAAUUGUGGCCUAGAUUCGAAAGCGCUUCGCGAACGCACGCAGCGGAACAGCGGAAUGUCGUUCGGUGAAAUUCCAAGUUGUGGCACACAGACUGUAUUUAUAAAUUGACUCAAUUUCAUUCAAAUUUCAGGUUGAAUACGGGUUCUCAACAUUCAUGCACUGUUUCCUGUUCAUUUCUAUCACUGUUUUCCUUCACCUCGCCAUUCCCUAUACAUUCGCCAACUUCCUUUCUUUAUCCAUAGCUUUUGCUUUUUGUUAUGUUUAUGGAUUGACGAAAGUCUCAUUUGAAUGUUGGCCACAAUGCAAGUCACUUGAUGAUCCGAACGAUACGUUUUUCUCGUAUACAAUAUUCCUCUGCAUUGCCAUCAGGUUGGUUCGAAAAAAAACAUAAUUCUCCCGUGCUUGUCACGAUUUUCGUGUUCCUCCCAGCUACAAAACCCUUCCCUUCGGAGCGCGCGGCCUUUCUUUGUGCAUGCGCCUUUAAUAUAAUGAAAAUUUUGAGGCUAAGUUAAAGGCGCACAAAGAGACAAAGGCAACGGGCCUCGAAGGGAAGGGUACCGUAACUGGAUAGUAAAAAAAAUCAUGCAAAGCCGGGGCAGAAUGGACUAUAACAAAAUUCUGAUGUUUCACCGGUCUCAGCAAGCACCCUGAUUCGCUCAUCGUGCCUCAAACCCAAAUAUAGUUCGUUAGAGCGCACUUUAGUUAUAGAAAGGCUAUAAUUUCCGAGUCUGUUUUUUCUCAAACUUUCCAAACAUAUCAAAAAAUCAAAGAAAGCUGAAUUUUUCAGCCUGGGCCGCAUUCUCUGGUUCCUGUACUCGAUCGGCCUCUUCGGAUUUCUCUACUCUUCGAGCUGGUCGGCUGCGACUAGCCUUCUCUACGCGGCUUUAUACACCCCCGUUGUUUUCAUUGUCUACAAGUUGUUCCAAUAUUUCCUCGAAUAUUUGCAAGAGAACACUCCCCAGGCGGUUGCUGAUGAACUGCUUCACAAAUGUCGGCUUCUCUGGACUUCUGUCGUUCUUUUGGUGCUCACCAUUUAUGGCUACUUCAAGUUGAUUUUUGUCAAUUUCUUUUCGUAA